UGGCUCUUUUCAUUUAUAUUUUCAUCUGUUUUUCGACUAUGGUAUGCUGCUCAUGACACCAAUGGGGUAAAGCAUUUUUGGCCAUCAGAAUGUUAUGAUUGAUGUCAAUUGUUCAAAAUUCUGCUUUUGUUGCCCUUAUUUUGGCAACAGCCUUUGAUUUCAAACUUUGAAACCAAUUCUAAGCCCAAGAAGUUUCUGAUUUCAACCAAAACAGCAUUUUUGAACCCAAUAUGCAAAAAAGUGUUAAGUAAAAGUGAAAAGGUGCAAAUAAAGGUGAAAAGUGCAGAUGUGUAAAAAAGUUGUCGUUAGUGACAAAAUCAUUUGUAUACAAUUUGCCCGUCCUUACUCAUGGGAACUAUCCUGACAGUUUAAUAGCAAAUAAAAGAGUAGGAACUCAAUUUCGGGACAAACUGUAAGCGGAGCAAAUGGGCAAAGGAUAUUCCCGAUGUGGCAACGGAUCAGUUUUGGACUCAUUGAGACGAGGUAGGCACCGUGUUUAUGCAGGUGAAUAUGACCAAUGCAACCAAUAAUUAACACGAUUGCAUCGAUAUUUAUGUCAAAUUCGUCCGAAAUCGCGCCAAAUCUGGCUUUUUAAACAAGCCACUUUUCAAGAAACAAACCAUGUGAACUGAAGAUAGUGUUAGCUUCUGAAAUUGAUAACGCAAUUUGGAAACGUUUUAAGAAAUAUUUUUUAAAAGAAAAUUCCAAAAUCUGAAGAGCAGGAAUGUUGAUUUCCCAUUGAAAUGUUUUCAUUGAAUGUGUUCGUUAUAUUUCUUGUCAUAGAAACGAUGCAUUGAUUUUUUAAUGGACAUUUCACUUUUUGCUUUACGCAAUUUUCGUAAAAGAAACAAGAAUGAUCUGUCCAAGCUAAUGCUUUUAACAUUUGAAUAAUAAUCUUGUCAAAUCAAACAAUUUGAAAAACUUUGAUCAGCCCCUAUUAUUUCGAAGACUUCUCAGGAUUGCGACAUUUUUCAAACACCACGUUAACACAUUCUCGCCAUUACUACCCUGGAGCCAUGGGGAAACACACACUGGCCAAAUUGGUUCUCGCCAAUCUUGUGGUCUUUUGCCAUUCUUACAAUGUUAAUAAAUCUCAAAUAACAACUUUACCACAAGGAGCUUUCACUCAGAUUAUGGAAAAAAGGUUCAUAAGCGUGAUGUCUUGUCUCUCUACUUGUAGUGAGGCCAAUGGUUGCAAUGCUGUGCUCGUUGGUCCCGGUUCUUGCCAAGGUGGAACCGUGGAUUUGACUUACACGGGAUCGGCUUCUGAACCAAUGGAGAACUUCUUAGUAGAACGAGGAGCAACAUGUCGUCACAAAUUCAGGAACAAGUUUGCUUCGUUCCCCAACCAAAUCACGCUGAAUGAUAGACUUGUAUUUGAAGGACCCGCCUAUACAGCUGACACGGCAGAACCAUUUUGCCAAUCAUACGGUUCGUCCUUGGUCACCCUGAAAUCCAGGGAGGAGUCACUUCGUCUGGGCAUUUUCAUGGGGAUGGAAAACCGCGCUCACACUGCAUUACGAAACCUUGAUCAAUCUGGCCCUUGCGAGAAUGACAAUUGUGAUGAGACCAACUUCCGUUGGUUGGAUGGGAGUGUAUUCGAUUUUUCCAAGAAGGCUUUUGACAAAUUUAUUGGUAUUACAGGAACACCAUACAUGAGAUUUCACAGCGACACAAAUGGGGUCAUUCGAAUGACGAAUAUUCAUCAUCCAUCUGUUACGUCGUCAAAGUACUGA
This is a messenger RNA of Tigriopus californicus, 1736 nucleotides long. RefSeq lists its product as uncharacterized. The record is from RefSeq and is a predicted model, not a curated record. NCBI's taxonomy places the organism in Eukaryota, Metazoa, Arthropoda, Copepoda, Harpacticoida, Harpacticidae. The coding region runs from base 1017 to 1736 and encodes 239 amino acids. The transcript has 4 exons.